AUGGUUGAUUCAAUUAGUCGCAUUGCAAGUGCCCUAGAAUCUGCAAAGGAUAUCACAAUGGAGGCUGCUGCAGUGGCCUCAUCAAAGUUUGGUGAGUCCUAUUAUGCUCAGUAUUCGAAGAAUAUUACUCCUGAACAAUUGAGGAUGUUGUUGAAUUCCAGGUACACUACUGAAGUCAAGGAUGGUAUGAAAAGAAUUAUAUCAUUGAUGGCUUCAGGUGAUAAUUCAAUUGAUCCUGAGGCUUAUUUUGCAGAUGUAGUCAAGAAUAUAGUCUCUGAAGAUUAUAAAGUUAAGAGUAUGGUUUGUGUGUAUUUGUUGAAAUUUGCUGAACGAGAACCAAGUCUAGCGUUACUACCUGUUAAUUCUAUUCAAAAACUUGUUACAGAUAUUGAUCCAAAAGUUAGAAGCUUGUCAAUUAAAGCUUUGUCAGACAUUAAGAUCCCAUCUUUAUAUCCUAUCCUGUUGCAUACUUUGAAGAAGCUAAUUUCUGAUUCCUCCCCAAUUGUCAGAAAUGAAGUCUGUUUUGCAUUAUUGAAAUUGUACAGGGAGAAACCUGUUGAAAUCGAAGAGGAGGUGUUAAUAUUACUGAAGGACCUUCUUUCUGAUUCAGACCCUCAAGUUCUUUCAGGAGCAAUUUUACUUUUCAACGAGUGCUUCCCUGAUAGAUUGGAAUUAUUGCAUCGCCAUUAUAGAUACUUCUGUGAAAUGUUAAGAUAUUUAGAUCCCUGGUCUCAAGCAAUAUUGAUCAGAAUAAUUAUAAGAUACAGUAAGGAAUUCCUUCCACAGCCAGUUUGUGUUGACUUGUCUACUUCAGGUGGAAGUGAAAUGCCAUUAUCACAAUUUUUUAGCGGUAAACAUUACCCAUCAAAUUAUAAAACUCUGUAUCAUCCAGACUUAGAACUGUUCUUUGAUAAUAUGAAGUAUUUAAUAUUUAGCUCUAGUCCAGCUGUUAUAUCUGAGUGCGUCAAUUCCUAUUAUCAAUUAUCUACUCCAAGAGAAUUACAAAAUACGGGUAUGUUAAAAAAGUUAGUGAAUGUUGCCACUUCUUCAACUAAUUUUGGUGUCAAGUGUUCUCUUUUUGAGCAAAUAGUAUCGUUGGCAAUUUGCGAUCCAUCGUUGUUUUCAGUGUUGAUCACCAAGUUUUAUUUGUUACCUUCUGAUCAAGAAUUAAUUGCAAUCAUGAAACUAAAGACACUUUCAAUUAUUUGUGCUUUUAAUACUCAAGAAAUAGUCAGUGAAAUGAAAUACCAAAUUGCUUAUAAUCCAAACCCAAACGUGGUUACAGUUGCUUGUGAUGUAUUAGUACAAUGCUGUGCUUAUACUACAGCUAGAGAAUCGCGUAUAUUAGAAUGGUUAAUCAAACAUAUGGAAUCAAAAAAGCUACAAAGAGAAGUGUUAGAUUCAAUCAUUAAUAUAAUUCGUAAAUUAGUUCAAAAAAAUCCUCAAAAGCAUUUGAGAGCCACAAUUAAAUUGGCUAAUAUUUUAAGAACUCAACCAACAUUAGCUGAUAACGCUCGUGCAGGAAUUGUUUGGCUAUUUGGUGAGUUAGCUUCAAUAGAAUUUAGGAUCUGUCCUGAUAUUCUGUUACAGUUGAUACCUAGAUUUUCUAAAGAAGGUCCUGAAACUCGUUUACAAACUCUGUUGUUGUCAGCUAAGCUUGCUACAUAUGAAAUUGAUGGAAUAAAUGAACUACCAACAGAUGCAAUUGAAGAUGCAAUUCAAAAUUCUAGAAUUAUGAAAAUGUAUGAUACUGUAAUUUAUCUAUCUAAAUUUGAUGAUGAAUUUGAUAUUAGAGAUAGAGCAAGAUUUAUUUCAUCAAUUUUUGAAACACGUAAAUAUGAAAUUGCAAAAUUACUAUUCCAAGCACCAAAACCGACAGUUCAGCAUGCAUUACAGAAUCAGUCAGAUUGUAAAAGGUCACUGUCGCAGGAUGAGGCCGUAUUAAAUGUAGUAAAAGAUUCACAAUUCCAGACGAGAGAUAUAUUACCAUGGAAUGAAAACGUCAAGGAUACGAAUGCAUUAAGAGAACCCGCUCAAUUGAAAGAUUACUCUAGAUAUCAAAAAAGCUUUUCUUCUACAUCUUACAGUUCUGGUAGAAUGUCAUCAAAAGGUGAAGAAUCGACAACCUACAAGGUUCCAAAAUCACCAGGAACUCCGAAAGGAUCAUUUACUUCGAACCAAGGUAAGAAAUACAAGUUGCAAAGCUUGGAUGAAUUCUUCUCUGAUAUUCCAACAAGGACUGUAAAGCCAAAGAGAAAAAUUGUCAUUCAAGAGGAAUCAAGUAGUGAAGAAACAUCUGAUUCAGAACAAGAAGCAUCAGAAAAUGAAGGAAGUGAUGAAUCAUCUUCAUCUACCUCUACUUCGUGUACAGAAUCGUCUCUCAACGCUACAACCAAUAACGAAUAA
Vanderwaltozyma polyspora DSM 70294 is the source of this 2406-nucleotide messenger RNA. RefSeq names its product AP-3 complex subunit beta (gene APL6). The record is from RefSeq and is a predicted model, not a curated record. The transcript has a single exon. Gene Ontology annotation, cellular component: membrane coat. Lineage: Eukaryota; Fungi; Ascomycota; Saccharomycetes; Saccharomycetales; Saccharomycetaceae. Gene Ontology annotation, biological process: intracellular protein transport; vesicle-mediated transport. The coding region runs from base 1 to 2406 and encodes 801 amino acids.